Monoraphidium neglectum is the source of this 498-nucleotide messenger RNA. RefSeq lists its product as hypothetical. NCBI's taxonomy places the organism in Eukaryota, Viridiplantae, Chlorophyta, Chlorophyceae, Sphaeropleales, Selenastraceae. The record is from RefSeq and is a predicted model, not a curated record. The transcript has a single exon. The coding region runs from base 1 to 498 and encodes 165 amino acids.
AUGGUGGCCCACCUGUCAGCCCACUGCUCCAAGCUGCAGCGACUCUCCCUGCACGACAGCGCCGCCGCCGCCGCCGCCGCCGCGCGGGCGUCGCAGGCCCCCCGCGCCCGCGCAGUCAACUGGGCGCCGCUCGCCGCGCUGCCCUGCCUCAGCUCCCUCGACCUGCUAGGCGCCCCCGCGCACGCGGCCGGGGCCGCGGCCGCGCUCGCGGGCGCGCGGGCGCGGCUCAAGCACCUGCGGCUCGAGGCGCGGGGCGUCGCCGAGGAGGAUGCGGACGCCAUCACGCGCGGCGCGUGCGCGCUGCCGGUCCUGUCUUGGCUGUCGCUGAGCCUGUUGAUCCAGGUGCGCCGCCCUUUCAAGCCAGACGACCCCGAGGAUGACCCCGCCUGCCGCCUGCGCGCGCGGCUGCUGCGGGGGCUGCCGCACACGGCUAUGGAUCUGGACCUCUCCACUUGGCUUGGCAACUGGGAGGGGAGGGAGGAAGGCUGGGCGGAGUGA